AUUAUUUCAUAGCAGUCCUAUCGUGAAGACGGUAAAACGGCGUAACUAUGGUAGGAUAUUCAGUUCUUUUCUUUUUUACGUUAUUUGCUAGUAUAAUUGCAUCUAAAAAACAUGUCUCGCCACCUCAUUGUACAGUGGUCACGAAAGAUACUGACUACACGUCAAGAUUUAAGUUAAGUUAUCCUGCCGCCUAUCUAAUACCAGGGCAACGCGAGGCUUAUCAGCAGAUGUUCUGCUUAAACCCGCCGACCGUCAAUAAGGCGGUUACAACGGUCUGCGACUGGGUCGCUCCACCUCAGGUCCAGUUCACCCUCGGCGAUGAGUACAUGCACGUGGUCCGCCAAGACCCAUCAGGCCGGUACCAAGGGAACGCUGUCAUCAUCACCUACCAGCUCUGCGGACAUAACAAUAUGUCACAUGUCGAAUUAACUGGUGACAACAGACCCAUCGUUACUGAUGCUGUUAAUUAAAUAAAAUAUUAUGAUCA
Messenger RNA from Ostrinia nubilalis (European corn borer), 487 nucleotides. RefSeq lists its product as uncharacterized. The record is from RefSeq and is a predicted model, not a curated record. The transcript has 3 exons. Lineage: Eukaryota; Metazoa; Arthropoda; Insecta; Lepidoptera; Crambidae. Bases 48 to 470 code for a protein of 140 amino acids.